AUAUGCAACAAUCUCAAAGGCUUUAUGCAAUAUUUUCCUUCUUCCCCUGCUUCCAUGGAAUCCCGUAAUUGGGUUCUCUCCAUUUUACUCUUUCUCUUCCUUAACCUCACUUCUUCAACCUCUGCAACUCCCACUCCCUCUCUUUUGGGCCCUGUCAUUUCCAAUACCACACUUCUACACCGCAACUUCACCGCCUUAUCAGAAUUCAGAACCAUAAAUAGACGAUUUUUGAAGGAUUGCUCUGCUUCAAAUCGUUAUCUUCAAGUUAAUGUGAGUCCAAAUUCUAGCUUGUCAGAUGACCAGUUUGUCACAGUCACCGUCACCGGCGUUUCGAAUCCUCAACCCGGUGAUUGGGUCGCAAUGAUAUCACCUUCAAAUUCUGAAGUUAAAUCGUGUCUUCUCAAUGAUUUCUUCUAUCUACAAACUGGUGAUACGGCCAAACUUCCUCUGCUUUGUCAUUACCCUGUCAAGGCACAAUACAUGAAAAACGAUCCAGACUACCUCAAUUGCAGAAAUAAAGAAUGCAAGAAAUACCAGAAUGGGAAAUGCAUUGUCAUAACUUGCGGUGGUUCAAUAAAGUUUCAUGUUAUCAACAUUAGAAGUGACAUUGAGUUUGUGUUCUUCACCGGUGGAUUCGUGGAACCCUGCAUUGUGGGAAAGUCCAAGCCUUUGGGUUUUGCUAAUCCUAAGCGGCCACUCUAUGGACAUCUCUCAAGCAUAGAUUCAACUGGAACUUCAAUGAGAUUGACAUGGGUUAGUGGAGACAGAGAACCUCAGAAAGUCCAAUAUGAAAGUGGAAAAACAGCUACUUCAGCAGUCACUACAUUUUCACAAGAUGAUAUGUGCACUUCAAUUUUGCCAAGUCCUGCCAAGGAUUUCGGAUGGCAUGAUCCAGGAUACAUUCAUUCAGUACUUAUGACAGGACUUAAACCUUCAAGCACCUUCUCCUACAGAUAUGGAAGUGACUCCGUUGGUUGGAGUGAACAAAUCAAGUUUUCAACUCCACCUGCUGGAGGAUCAGGUAAGCUCAGAUUCAUUGCAUAUGGUGAUAUGGGCAAGACUCCUCUUGAUGCUUCAGAAGAACACUACAUUCAGCCAGGAGCUCUUUCAGUUAUUAAAGCAAUAGCCAAUGAAGUGAAUUCUAACAAUGUAAAUUCAGUCUUUCACAUUGGAGACAUAAGCUAUGCCACAGGUUUUCUUGCAGAAUGGGAUUUCUUCCUUUACCUUAUUAAUCCAGUAGCUUCAAGACUUCCUUAUAUGACAACAAUAGGGAACCAUGAAAGGGAUUAUAUAGAUUCCGGUUCAGUGUAUGUCACUCCCGACUCCGGUGGGGAAUGCGGAGUACCUUAUGAAACAUACUUUCCAAUGCCAACUGCAGCAAAGGAUAAGCCUUGGUACUCUAUUGAACAAGCAAGUGUUCAUUUCACAGUAAUAUCAACAGAGCAUGACUGGUCAAAGAAUUCUGAGCAGUAUCAAUGGAUGCAAAAGGACAUGGCAUCAGUUAAUAGACAGAAAACACCUUGGCUAGUCUUCAUGGGACACAGACCAAUGUACACCUCUUACAGUGGAUUUUCUUCUGUUGAUGGCAAUUUUGUUAAAGAUGUGGAGCCAUUACUAUUGGAAAAUAAGGUUGAUUUGGUUCUUUUCGGCCAUGUGCAUAAUUAUGAGAGAACUUGUUCCGUGUAUCAAAAUGAAUGUAAAUCCAUGCCUACAAAAGAUAAAAAUGGAGUAGACACAUAUGAUAACAGUAAUUACACUGCUCCCGUGCAUGCUGUCAUUGGCAUGGCUGGCUUUACCUUAGACCAGUUCUCAAGGAAUGCAAGGAGCUGGAGCCUGAAAAGGAUUUCCGAGUUUGGUUAUUUAAGAGCACAAGCUACUAGAAAAGAGUUAAACUUAGAGUUUGUGAUCUCAGAAACAAGAGCUGUUAACGACAGCUUCCGCAUUAUAAAGUGAGAGCUCACUUAAAAAACAUAUAUAAGUGAAACAUCUAUUAUAGAUAGAAUAGACAGAUAAAUACACACACGUUGUUCGAAGACAAAGGAAACAUAGAGACAAUUGCAGACCAUCAACUUCUCACUCUUUAUAUUGUACAUGGUUUUCUAUUGCAAAUAGAAUUCUCUUUAAACUAUGAACUCAUGCAGCUUGAAAACUUGUAUUCUUGUGUGUUUGGAAACACGUUAGAAAGUUAGAAAGCCUGUAAAUGUGAAUCCAACGAAAAAAAUAUAACUAAUAACUUCGAAGUAAACGUGAAUUUUUGCUAGUUAU
Messenger RNA from Abrus precatorius (Indian licorice), 2265 nucleotides. RefSeq names its product probable inactive purple acid phosphatase 27. The coding region runs from base 25 to 1953 and encodes 642 amino acids. The transcript is spliced from 13 exons. The record is from RefSeq and is a predicted model, not a curated record. NCBI's taxonomy places the organism in Eukaryota, Viridiplantae, Streptophyta, Magnoliopsida, Fabales, Fabaceae. Gene Ontology annotation, molecular function: acid phosphatase activity; metal ion binding.